Molecule: messenger RNA, 2360 nt
Organism: Danio aesculapii
Lineage: Eukaryota; Metazoa; Chordata; Actinopteri; Cypriniformes; Danionidae
Gene: ptpn18
Product: protein tyrosine phosphatase non-receptor type 18
Exons: 17
Coding region: 163-1707 (514 amino acids)
Biological process (GO): peptidyl-tyrosine dephosphorylation
Cellular component (GO): nucleus; cytoplasm
Molecular function (GO): non-membrane spanning protein tyrosine phosphatase activity
Source: RefSeq, a predicted model, not a curated record
ACAUCAGCAGGAGAAACUUCCCUGUGUCGGCUUUACUGCCCAAGUAACUUUUCAAAGACACAAACGCAGCAGCUUUGGAUGUCAUAUAUUGGUAGUGAAGAUUGUACAGGGAGUCCUGUAGCAGAAAUGACGAAGUGAGAUUCUUCUGAGUGGGAUUAUACGAUGAUGGAAGCGCACCUGUUGAGUUUUGUGGAGCGAGUCAACUGUUUGUCCAACCAUGACAGAAGCGGAGACCAGCUCAUAUCAUCCGAGUUCAGCUUGAUACGAAAGAAAACAGCAUCACUGAAAGAGGAUUAUGGAUUGACUACUAAUGCAGGAGGAAUGAAAGAAAAUGUGAAGAAAAACCGCUAUAGGGAUAUCCUUCCUUAUGAUCAGACCAGAGUCUGUCUAACUCCAACCACAUCUGAAUAUCAGUCCGAUUAUAUUAAUGCAAACUUCAUCAAGGGAGCUGUUAAAAACAGGACAUAUAUCGCCACCCAAGGCCCUUUGAGCAGUACUGUGGUUGAUUUCUGGCGUAUGAUUUGGCAACAUAAUGUUAAGGUCAUAAUCAUGGCUUGCAGAGAGAUUGAGAUGGGGAAGAAAAAGUGUGAAGUGUAUUGGGCAUCAACCGCAGACACAUCCACACUUGGACCCUUUACUGUCUCAACUUUGGAGGAGUCCCGUCCAAAUGAAGAAGUCAUUGUUAGGACAGUGGUGGUAAAUUACUGUGAUGAAGCUCGUAAAGUGUCUCAUUUCCAGUAUACUGCCUGGCCGGACCACGGCAUUCCAGACGUGCCGGAUGGCAUUCUGGGUAUGAUGGAGUUGGCUCGCCAAAAACAGGGCAACCAGACGGACCCCGUAGUGAUCCACUGCAGCGCCGGCUGCGGUAGAACUGGAGUCAUUUGUGCUGUUGACUAUGUGAAUGAUCUUCUGUUGACUGAGAAAAUACAAGAGGACUUUAAUAUUUUGGACUUGGUGUUGGAGCUCAGAAGACAGAGACCUUCAGCUGUGCAGACUAAGGAGCAGUAUGGAUUUGUCUUUCAUACGGUUGCUCAGAUGUUUCAGAAGGCCUUGGAAAUGAAAAACAUGAAUGCAGAUACUUCUCUGUACAUCAAUGCAGCUCCGCCGAAGAUUUCACUGAAAUCUGCAUCAUUAGCCCCUGCCCGUGCACCACCAAAAUCAAGAAAUCCACAUCUCAAGCCAAGGCUUUCUCUUCCUCAGUCUACGAUGAAUGACACUUAUGCUGUCAUCAACAAGUCCAAAGUGCAGGCUCCCAACUCUGCCCCCCAUUCAGUCACUGUCCAUUUCUAUGACAAUGCAAAUUCAGAGAAAACUAAUAACAAUGCUCUCUACAGUACAGUCAAACCCAAAAACAGACCAAUGUCCGCCAUGCCUCUUUCCCCCUCUCCAGUUCAUGACAGAUUAAUGCCAGCCAAUCAGAGAGGAGGACUUUCACCCAAGAAGACGGAAAGUGAUGGUUAUGAGCUAUUGCCAGGGGAGUUGAGGUCCAUGAACAGAGAUUCACAGCCGCACGGCCCUCCUCUUUCACGAAGCCCAAGUGCAACUGAAAGCCAAUCGUCUACAGAUGAUGAUUAUGAAUACGUGUCUAGUGUUGUUAAGGACAGCAGCAGCCCAUUUGCCCCGGGCAGCCUGGGUUUCAACAGUAGAAUAAAGAAACCCAAAGGCCCGCGAGAUCCACCAGCCGAAUGGAGUCGUGCGGAAAGAUGAAACCGCAAAAGGUUUUAGGUUUUAUGAAGAAUUAACCAGAGCUAGUGUAGCCUGAUCCAGUAGACACAUUGCUGUUUUCUCUGGGUAAUAGAGCAUUUAUUUAUUUCCUUCAGAAGUAGCACUGUUGAUUGUGUUUGUAUUAUUGCGACACUUCAGCCAAUUGAAAAUGUCAACCCAGGCUCAUUGUGAAUACGUACCUAGGUCUACAUUUCUGGGGACAGCAGAAUAUGUAACCGGAGGUAUGCCAGUUUUUGUUUUUUCAGACCCAGCAGAGGCCACUGUGUACAUGUUUUGAUGAUCUCAAAUUUCUGUCACGCGUCCUCCUCUCACCUAAAUCCACCAGAGGGCGCAAUAUACAUUUCAGCUGACCAAGGGUGUUUCCCAAACAACAAUAUAACUUGCGGCUGAACUUUCAUAGUACGAUGCAUCGUUUGGGAAAAGAACGAUGUUUAGUGUCGAGUGUUUCCCAAAACCGUAGUUGCUUUGUCGCAGAUCCAUCAUUUGAAACACAUUAGUUAUAACGUAAAACAGCCAUGACACUCUAAAUGUGCAGAGUAACACAUUCUUUAGAGCAAAACCCAACACUUUUUUUGUGCAAAUUAUAUUGUUUUACAUGCACACACAUUAAAAAAAACCUCAAUAUUUGUUUUGGU